Molecule: messenger RNA, 1978 nt
Organism: Strongylocentrotus purpuratus (purple sea urchin)
Lineage: Eukaryota; Metazoa; Echinodermata; Echinoidea; Camarodonta; Strongylocentrotidae
Product: scavenger receptor cysteine-rich type 1 protein M130
Exons: 5
Coding region: 197-1504 (435 amino acids)
Cellular component (GO): membrane
Source: RefSeq, a predicted model, not a curated record
GCUGGUGCUUUAUGGAUGCCUGGGUUUCGAUGGUAUGAUAUGGUGCAGCGAAUUAUACCAAAAUGACGGUGCUUCUAACAAUGUUCAUCUGAUGUUGGAUUGCAGAUGGAAUUAUUGAUUAAUGGUCUUUGGCUGUAAUGGUUGAUUUACUAUUCACUCGUUCUUCAUCUGUGAUACGACUGGUUAAAGUGUGAAAAUGCCAUCUUUAUAUCGUCUCCCUCUUCUCAUCGUCUGCCUCAUCACCUUCUUGGGAAGCAGUUUCGCCCAGAGUGAAGGUGAUUUGCGGCUGUCUGACGGCACGACCUACUAUGGACGUCUAGAGAUUUACUACAACUCCACUUGGAGCACGAUAUCUAACAAAACUGUGGGAGACAGUGUUCCCCGAGUGGCAUGUCGUGAGUUGGGUUUACCCUUCACUGAGGCUGAGUUUGUACGUGAUAAAAGCAUGAUCUUCACACCGGCUGACUCGGAGUAUGUUCUAGUGACAAGGAUCUCCUGUUACGGGGACGAGGUCCGACUUACUGAAUGCUAUCAGUUCGAUUGGAUACUCGUGCAGUUUUACACGCAUAAAGAAGACCUUGCCAUCGUUUGCAAAGGAGAGAUUAUCCCGACGGGUGAGCUCAGGUUAGACGGUGGUUCAGACCGACUUAGAGGGCGCCUUGAAAUUUACUCUGGGACUUCUCGUGGUUGGUCUCCAUUCUGUAGCAUAGGAUUCGGUGUGAACGAAUCGGCCGUAGCUUGUCGUCAACUCGGCCUCAAUACAUCCCAACCAUACGUCUAUGGCUAUGACUAUUUCGGCUCAGCGCCGGAUUACCUCAGUGGACAACAUUACACUGCCAAUUGUGCUGGUGACGAGGAUCGUAUUGACGGCUGUGAUAACCUCUAUCUCUCACAUCUAAGCAAUGAUCCAGAUGAAAGACAAUGUAGAAUUGAUGAUGUGCUUAGCAUCUGCUGCUCCAUACAACCAGAAACCUGUGAUCAGCCCGCAUCACCAGUGAGCAAUGCUGACGUUGCAGGCGGUCUUAUAGCAGUUAUACUCGUCGUGAUAGCAAUAUGCGCUGGUUGUUACAUCUCAUGCAGGGGAAUGUGUAAGAAGAGACCCAAACCUCCACAGCAAUACACAGCAGUAUCACAGGGUACUAAGGGUGCAGAUCAAAACCAGUUUCCGAUGACAUCGUCUGGAGAUUCUAAAUUACCCGUCUACGUUCAUGGCCAUGCGACUGCCGAGACACCUGCUUCGUUCAGUUGUAACCCAUCUGGCGUACCUCCACCUGCACCUGCUGGUAGUGCCCCAUACCAAACACAACCCUAUCCAUAUCCAACUGGACAGGUUUCUCCACCAACAGGUGCUUAUCCUGCACCUUCUCAACCAGGUUACAAUCCCACCGCUGCCACCAAUCAAUAUCCCCCGCAACCAGCUAAACCUUAUCCUCCACAAAUAUCAUCCAUGUCACCACCUUAUGGCGCUCCUUACCAGCAUCCAACUGGUGCCUCAGCUGUAUAGAAUGCUUACAACCUGACAAUGGGUCAUUGGGUCAAGUUCCAUCGGAGAGUAUCCACCAAGCUAAAGGGGGAUACAAUUUAAGAAUCAAGUAACCACUAAUGCUAGAUGAACUUAUUAUGAGCACUUACUAUCACUGAUGAUUACAUACAGUCACCAAGGGCAUCUCAGAGCUGGACAUGCUAAAAUGUGUUCAUUUUUAAAAAAAUUGGCACUUUUAAUUCCCAUCGGCGAUCAUGUCAUUUUGUUAGGAUACAUUGAUUAGGAUCUAUUAGACUUCCUCCCUUUCACAAGUGAGUAUAUGCACGCAGAGGCGGCGCUCCUGAAGGGGGGGGGGGGUGGUAGAGUGCCCAACCCCACUUUUCAAGUACCCCAAAAGUGCCCCUAUUUACAUAGGAAAGCACCCCUUCACCUCUGGUAAUUGCCCUAUUCAAAUCUAAGAGGUUCCCCUUUUGCUUUGUAAAAAGUGCCCCUUCC